Equus quagga is the source of this 1891-nucleotide messenger RNA. RefSeq names its product coronin 1B (gene CORO1B). The record is from RefSeq and is a predicted model, not a curated record. Bases 104 to 1573 code for a protein of 489 amino acids. Gene Ontology annotation, molecular function: actin filament binding. Gene Ontology annotation, biological process: cell migration; actin filament organization. NCBI's taxonomy places the organism in Eukaryota, Metazoa, Chordata, Mammalia, Perissodactyla, Equidae. The transcript has 11 exons.
GCUCCCGGCUCCUCUGUCACUUCCUGAUUCCCGCUUCCUGCUUCCCAGAGGCCGGGAUCCGGAGCCGCCCGAGGCCGGUGCCACAGCCCCUGGCGCCCCCGACAUGUCCUUCCGCAAAGUGGUUCGCCAGAGCAAAUUCCGGCAUGUGUUCGGGCAGCCGGUCAAGAAUGAUCAGUGCUAUGAGGACAUUCGCGUGUCGCGUGUCACCUGGGACAGCACCUUCUGCGCAGUCAACCCUAAGUUCCUGGCGGUGAUUGUGGAGGCCAGCGGUGGGGGCGCCUUCCUGGUGCUCCCCCUAAGCAAGACGGGCCGCAUUGACAAGGCCUACCCGACAGUGUGUGGACACACGGGACCUGUCCUUGACAUUGAUUGGUGUCCCCACAAUGAUGAAGUCAUUGCCAGCGGCUCGGAGGACUGCACGGUCAUGGUGUGGCAGAUCCCGGAGAACGGGCUGGCUGCCCCACUGACAGAGCCGGUGGUGGUGCUGGAGGGCCACACCAAGCGAGUGGGCAUCAUCACCUGGCACCCGACGGCCCGCAACGUGCUACUCAGCGCAGGCUGCGACAACGUGGUGCUCAUCUGGAACGUGGGCACGGCGGAGGAGCUGUACCGCCUGGACAGCCUGCACCCCGACCUCAUCUACAACGUCAGCUGGAACCACAAUGGCAGCCUCUUCUGCUCCGCCUGCAAGGACAAGAGUGUGCGCAUCAUCGACCCCCGCCGGGGCACCCUGGUGGCGGAGCGGGAGAAGGCUCAUGAAGGGGCCCGGCCCAUGCGGGCAAUCUUCCUGGCAGAUGGCAAGGUGUUCACCACAGGCUUCAGCCGCAUGAGCGAGCGGCAGCUGGCACUCUGGGACCCGGAGAACUUCAAGGAGCCCAUGGCCUUGCAGGAGCUGGACUCGAGCAACGGAGCCCUGCUGCCCUUCUACGACCCCGACACCAGCGUGGUCUAUGUCUGCGGCAAGGGCGACUCCAGCAUCCGGUACUUUGAGAUCACAGACGAGCCUCCCUACAUCCACUUCCUGAACACAUUCACCAGCAAAGAGCCCCAGAGGGGCAUGGGCAGCAUGCCCAAGAGGGGCUUGGAGGUCAGCAAGUGUGAGAUCGCCCGGUUCUACAAACUGCAUGAACGCAAGUGUGAGCCUAUUGUCAUGACUGUGCCAAGAAAGUCGGACCUCUUCCAGGAUGACCUGUACCCCGACACAGCCGGGCCCGAGGCGGCCCUGGAGGCGGAGGAGUGGGUGAGCGGGCGGGACGCCGACCCCAUCCUCAUUUCCCUGCGGGAGGCCUACGUGCCCAGCAAACAGCGGGACCUGAAGGUCAGCCGGCGCAACGUGUUAUCCGACAGCCGGCCCGCCGUGGCCCCUGGCUCCGCCCGCCCAGGGGCCUCCACAUUUGCUGCCUCUACCACUGCCACCACCCCCAGUGGCAGCCUCACUGGAGCCAGGGAGGCUGGGAAGCUGGAGGAGGUGAUGCAGGAGCUGCGGGCCCUGAGAGCACUGGUCAAGGAGCAGGGGGAGCGCAUUAGCCGCCUGGAGGAACAGCUGGGGCGCAUGGAGAAUGGGGAUGCGUAGGACCACAGGCCCAGUGGAGGCCGCUGCCCUCACCUCCACCUCCUCUCACUCAGCCUCUGUUGGCAGGUCACACCACAGGCUGGCUGCCCCCUGCCGAGGGCCUCUGGGGCCAGUCCACACCCUGACCCAUCCUGUGGGCCCAGGCUGGAGCCACUGCCUGGCUUUUGUCACUGUUACUGUGGAAGAUUUUUGUACCAUGGCAAGCUUAUACUCUGAGGGACCAUCUCCCCCACCCCGCCUGGCCCUCACUCCCUCCCUGGAGGAAGCUGGAGGGAUGGGCUCUCUAUUUUCAUUUCAAAUAAAAUUCUCUUUCUAAAA